GCCGCCGGCGGGCGGGUCGAGUGCGUUGGCGCGUCGUUCGGGGCCGCGCCCUCGCCGGACGGCGGCGCGUGCGUUUGCCGGAGCGCCGGGCCCGAGGAGAGCCUCCUCGUCCGGCAGGUGCUGGUCCUCCUCGUCAUCGCCGGCAUCUUCGCGACGAUCUGGAAGAUCCUCGCGUCCCGGGGUCGACGGGCUCAGGUGCUAGCGUGCGCCUUCGUGGCGUCCCUCGUUCUGACGCAGCUGGGGAUGAAGCAGCUCAGCGCCCCGCCCUUCCUGUUCCGCUUCCCCGCCUGCGUCACGGUGCUGCACUUCCUCACGGUGUGGGCGGUCUGCGGCUGCUACUGGACUGCGAUGGGGACGCCCGAGAAGUGUCUGCCCCGCUCCAUGGGGUCUCUACGCAGGUACUUGACCGCGAUCAUCCCCAUAGCCUGCAGCUUACCGCUCUCCGUCAUAUUCAACAAUCAGGCCAUGAUCUACGUCGGGGCCGGCGUCAACGCCGUGAUCGGCACCCUGGCGCCCGUCGCCACGGCCCUGCUCUCGCGCCUCCUCGGCCGGCGCUUCGCGCGCGCCUCCUGGGUGGGCGUGGCCGUGGCCUGCGCCGGGGCCCUGGUCAUCACCUCGGGCGAGGUGCGGCAGGUGUCUGCGCACCAGGCCUCACCCGACAGCGGCGGCCCCGCGCAGGACCCGGCCCUCAUGGGCUACGGCUUCCUUCUGAGCUUCACCUCGGUGUUUUGCCGCUCCAUCAAGGCAGUGCUGCAGGACCGGCUGCUCAAGCCGCGAUCGUACGGCGGUGAACAGGUGGCCUCGCAGGAGCAGGCCGACGCCGACGAGAAGGGCCCCGCAGCCCUGGAGCCGAUGCACGUCUGGGUGCUGCAGGCGCCCCCGUGCGCCCUGGUCGCGGCGCUCUGCGCGCUGGGCUCCGCGGAGCGCCCGGGGCAGGCCCUGCGGCAGCUGACGCCGGGCGUCGCGGGCAUGAUCGCGUGCACGUGCGCCAGCUCGGUGCUGCUGAACUUGUCUGGCAUGAUGACGGUCCGAGAGCUGGGGGCGAGCUCGACCCAGAUCGUGGGGAAGCUCAACAUCGUCAUCACCGUUGCCCUGGCGGUGGCGUUCCUGGGCGAGAGCCUGCCGGCCGAGGUGCUGGCCGGAUCCUGCGUCGUCCUCGUCGGCGUCGGCAUCUUCGAGCGCGGGGAGGCCAGCCUGGAGGCACUGGAGCAGAGGGUGCGGACGACCCUGCCGGCGUCGAGGAAGGCGCUCUCGGCCUGA
Molecule: messenger RNA, 1260 nt
Organism: Prorocentrum cordatum
Lineage: Eukaryota; Dinophyceae; Prorocentrales; Prorocentraceae
Source: the annotation of a GenBank genome assembly